Molecule: messenger RNA, 1723 nt
Organism: Heterotrigona itama
Lineage: Eukaryota; Metazoa; Arthropoda; Insecta; Hymenoptera; Apidae
Source: the annotation of a GenBank genome assembly
AUGAGAAGUAGAGGUAGACUUGAGAUCUUGGGGUCACUAAAUUCACGCUACACAGGACGUUUAUCUCGUCAGAUUGGGUACCUUCGAUAAAUACUAUCGGAAUAGAGAGAACACGGUGAUCGUUGCGUACGACGAUGUGAGAUCGGCGUCGAGCAUCGAGUACAGUUUGAAUCCGCGGACAGAUCGCUUGCUGGUACCGUCGACGCUCUCUGGGAAAAGAUCAAAGUACUCAGAGGCUGAAGGUUUUGAAAAAUCAUAUCAGCGAAAGUUCUGGUUACAUGGUGCAGGAUGGUCAAGCGAGUACCUAGUGGUGCAGGCAGACAAGAUCAACGAGGAUGCAAACGAGUGUGAUAAAGCUGGCGUGGGAUUCACGGCGUUCGCUGGUCAACCGGAUCGGUGUGAACGUGUCAGUGGAACCUGUUUGAAAAAUCAGCCACUGGACUACUGGAGACACGACAUCGAAGCACGGGAAUCCGGGCGGGCUGGUUGCUACUUCUUGAGCAAUUUCGCCCGGGUGCCGAACGAAGCCAUCAAGUACAACGUGAACGGAACCGGAAGCCGCGAGUUCCUCGCUCUGGAGUACCAUUCGCUGCACGUGUCUGUGAUCGACGUCGAACUCAGGGACGACUACAAUAACCUCCUCAGAGCCGGCUCGUCUGCUCGACUUACCGAGGUUCACACAGAUAACACCGCAAUUGAUUACACGGUGAUAACGCUGCUGAUUACCAACAAAGGCUCAUCUUCGUCCUCUUAUCGAGCACGGAUUACGGACUGUCCCAAAGGAGUUCCGGUAUCGUGGUUGAAUGCCGAGAGCCCGACGAAGACAAUCUCGCCCCAUCGUGAUCGUAAAGUAGCUCUGAAUCUGAACGGCAGAGUCUCGUUAAAUGAAUUCUCCUGCUCCGUGGUACUUUUGAAUCGCAACGACGAGCCAGCAGCACAGAGGGAGAUAAAGGUACGAAAAAUGGAUCGUUGUUCUUGCGUGGGACAUUGCGAGUGCUCGUGCUUGUCUGACUCGCGGGACGAAGAGCAUUGUCAGCCCAUGUCAAAGGAACAUUACCAGGCCGCUGGUUUUCAAGGCCCGAUUCUGAUAAAACGCGUCGAGCCUUCAACUUGGCCCGAUGCUGUUACGAUCGUUUGCCUGGUUUUACUUACUUUGCUACUAUUUUUCCUGUUACUAGGUUUCCUCAAGUGGAUAAUCGGCAUAUGCGUGCCGGUAGUGAGUCGUUGGGGAUUAGACGCUUUACUCGAGACGCGCAAAAUGACAAAGUACUUGGAAAGAGACUUGAAAUCGAGGAACGUUGUGUUCAAUCGAUACGGGCAACCCGUGCAUCCCGACACGGGUCGAAAGUCUGUGAGAUUUACGGACUCUUGUACGUCGAAAUAUCACUGUAACGCGAGAUGGUCUUUCCCCAGGGUAGCAGAAUUUUUUCUAAACCUAACGUUUUUCUUCAUCUAUCCUUUUGGGAUGCUCUGUCUAUCCUGCAAGGAGCCUCGAUGUUCCUGCCAGCCUAACAACUCGGGCCAAUCGAAGGCGAAUCUAAAAGUGUCCGAAAAGGGUGACUCUCCUACGAUGAUAUGCGUCAGCACGUACGGCGACGGUAUAGAUUCCAAGAUGGAAGCGGAGGACACGAGAUACGUAAUAGACGAGCUGAAGAAAUCUCAGGAGUCUUUGCAGAAUUACAAUAGAUACAAAGUAGACGUGGAUAAAUCUUUGUUGUCCUAG